AAAUAAAUGAAAUUUUGACAUUUUAGGUUUUGUCUCUAUGUUUAUCAGAUCUUAGGUUGGAUUUUGUUUUAAAUGAAAAUUAGAAAUAUUUUCAAAGGUAUUCUAAUUGGAGUCCCAAUAGGAGUUACUUUAAUUGAUUCACUUGGAUAUGUAGCACGGGUAGAUGGAAUUUCUAUGCAACCUGCUUUGAAUCCAGAUCAAGAUCAAACAGAUUACGUUCUCUUGAAUAAAUGGGCUGUUAAGAGUUAUCAAGUACAAAGAGGGGAUAUUAUUGCUUUGAUAUCGCCUAAGGAUCCUUCCUUAAACAUUAUAAAAAGAAUUGUUGGAGUGCAAGGUGAUAUAAUAGAAACAAUAGGAUAUAAGAAUCAUAUUGUGAGAAUACCAGAAGGUCACUGUUGGGUGGAGGGUGACCAUACUGGUCAUUCUAUGGAUUCAAAUAAUUUUGGACCAGUAUCUCUUGGACUAAUCACUGCUAAAGCUACAUGUAUCGUUUGGCCUCCUUCUCGUUGGCAGUUUCUCAGUUCGUCCCUUCCUGAAUCAAGAUUACCUCUGAACCUUUCUCCUCCUACUUUGUUAUAUUCUGCGUAA
Molecule: messenger RNA, 588 nt
Organism: Harmonia axyridis
Lineage: Eukaryota; Metazoa; Arthropoda; Insecta; Coleoptera; Coccinellidae
Product: mitochondrial inner membrane protease subunit 2
Exons: 2
Coding region: 73-588 (171 amino acids)
Biological process (GO): mitochondrial respiratory chain complex assembly
Cellular component (GO): mitochondrial inner membrane peptidase complex; membrane
Molecular function (GO): serine-type endopeptidase activity
Source: RefSeq, a predicted model, not a curated record